Messenger RNA from Colletotrichum higginsianum IMI 349063, 624 nucleotides. RefSeq lists its product as uncharacterized. Bases 1 to 624 code for a protein of 207 amino acids. NCBI's taxonomy places the organism in Eukaryota, Fungi, Ascomycota, Sordariomycetes, Glomerellales, Glomerellaceae. The record is from RefSeq and is a predicted model, not a curated record. The transcript has 2 exons.
AUGCCGCACGAACGUGUCCCCCGCGAGCCGGAAGCAUCAUCGCCGCUGGACCCAGGGGAGGUCCGCCGCCGUCGUCGACUGGGAAUGUUCUCCAGGCGUCUCGCAGUCCACCGCGUGGAUAUUUGGACUGCCGGGAACACGGAGUCGUCCUCGUCGUCAACCAGCUCCCCUCUUCCUAUGAACAACCAAGCUGAUCUUAACCCGGCACAGAGCACUAAGCAUUUCCCAGAAAGACGCAGAGAUCCGGCGGCUCAUCAGGCACGAAACCCUACGGCGAGGAACUCCCAGACAGUGACAUCCUCCUCGGAACCCUCACGGCAGAGUUCCUCUCACGAAUACGGCGACGGUCUCCCUUGUACAGUGCACCCGCUGGAUUCUACGCCGUUUCAGCGCUCACGAAGUCUGCGACAGUGUAACCAGCGCCUGAGUCGCGUGCGCGGAAACUCCGUUCUCCUCGACACUACAGAAGCGAACGUCGUGAACAGCGCUCUGGAAUACGUUGAGCGACCGCUUCCUCCGCUUCCGAGGUCGUCUCCGCACCCUUCCACCGAGGACGACGAGGAGAACUGGCGUUCAACCAAAGAGGAGCAAGAGGUUCUCGAAGAGGUUGCGAGGCUCUUGUAG